AAACACACCAUCAUGUAUGUAUAUAAUAUUUAUAUAUGAGCCCGAGGAAUAUUGAAGAUGUCAAAGCUUGACCUAACAGGAAACUCAUCGGAAAUGAGAAACAACAACUAAUCUUCCUUCACGAUCAUAUGAGUUUCGUCAACCUUAAUCCUUCAUAGUUGUACAGCCAUCUGUCUGUCUCUCUAUAAAUAUAGUCAUUAAUCCAACUAUCCAAGUCAUCUGUAUCUACGAAAUCGAACCUCAAUCGAUCAUCUGAACAAAUCACCAAAUUAACAUGUCUCUAAGACCAAGUAGAGCAACUCCGGUAUCAGAUACAAGCAGCGACGAUGAGGAUAAUAGGCAACCUGUAAAGGUGGUUCAGGACAACAAUCAAGCUUCUUCCAUAUCACAACGCGCCAUCUCUCAAACUCUAACCAGCACAGCCAACCUCGCAAACCUGCUCCCCACGGGGACCCUUCUGGCUUUCCAACUCCUCAUACCAGUCUUCACCAACAACGGCUCCUGCGACGCCGCCACUCGGCCCAUGACCUUGUUCCUGUUGCUCCUCUUCGCCCUCUCCUGCUUCCUCGCCUCCUUCACUGACAGCGUCAAGGCCUCUAACGGACAGGUGUACUACGGCAUGGCCACUCGCAAAGGCCUCUUUGUGUUUGACUCGUCCGCAAUUGCAGCAGCUGGUGCUGCUCUACCAGAUUUGAUCAAGUACAGGCUGAGCUUCAUUGAUUUUGUUCAUGCUUUUCUCUCCGUCUUGGUGUUUGGUGCUGUGGCUUUCAGGGACAAGAACGUCGUGGGCUGCUUAUAUCCCAUGCCUGGUCAUGAAACUCAGGAGGUUCUGGACAUUGUUCCCAUUGGUGUUGGCCUCCUUUGUAGUCUGCUGUUCGUUGUUUUCCCCACCACAAGACAUGGCAUUGGUUACCCACUCUCAUCUGGCAACCCGUAAUAUCUCUAGCUCUUUUUUCUUUUCUUUUUUCUGGUACACUUUCUAGGUCUGGUUGUCCCUCUCUUUGUACAUGUGACUUGCAGCUGAAUAAAUUAGUUACGUACACGUUAUGUUGCA
Molecule: messenger RNA, 1054 nt
Organism: Argentina anserina (silverweed cinquefoil)
Lineage: Eukaryota; Viridiplantae; Streptophyta; Magnoliopsida; Rosales; Rosaceae
Product: protein DMP3-like
Exons: 1
Coding region: 275-937 (220 amino acids)
Biological process (GO): endomembrane system organization
Source: RefSeq, a predicted model, not a curated record